UCUAGUGUGCGACCGUGUUCAAGUUGGUUAACUUCUUUCAGCCCCACGUUUCCCGUCGCCACGCGAGGCUGCGAGUCCCCACCCCGUGGCAGCGCUGGGACUGUUAGCUGUCGAGCGCUGAACACAGCGCCUCACCGUGGUGACCUCUUAGUAACCUGUAGCUGCUGCGGCGGGGGUGAGGACUGUCCCCAAAGCCGCACCGCUGCCAAGUGCCCGAGCUUGUGGCUGCCCCACGUCCCGAGUUCUUGCUGCUGCGCCAGGCAGGGUGGCGUAGCAGGUGCUGGGGAAUUUGGCAGAUCCUCCGCCUCGUGAACUCUCGGUUCCUCCAGACCAGCGGUUCUCAAGCUUUUUGAUCUCAGGACCCCUUGCCCCUCCUGAAAGUUAUCGAGAACCUUAGAGACCUCUCAUUUAUAUAGGUUAAAUCUAUCUGUAUGGACCGUAUUCGAAAUGGAAGCAUUUUAAAAUGCUAAUUAACUGGAAACCCAUUACAUGUUAACACCACUAACAUCUGUGUGCGUGUGUGAAAAAUAUCUUCCUAACAAAGAGAAUGCCAGUAUUUUAUAUUUUUGCAAAUCUCUUGAAGAUCUGGAUUAAUGGAAUUGCUGUACCUGCUUCUGCUUUCAGUCUGACAUGUCAGGUAGCCUCUUGAAAAUUCCACUCCACUUGUGAGAGAAUGAGAGUGAACAAGGCAAAUAAAGUCUUAGCAUUAGUAUGAAAAUACUUUUCACUGCACAGACUCUGAGAGGGUCUUGAAGGCCCCCAGAGGUAACUGGACUUACCACACUUUGAGAACUGCUGCUCCAAACAAAUGUCUUUGAUUCCCACAAAUAACUUUGUUUCUGGACAGCUGUCAUAGCCUUGUGUGUGCGCCUCCACCAUCUCCUGGCCAACAUCCUUUCUCCUGGGAGGCAAAUGGUACCCCAGCUGCAUUGUCCAGUCAGAUUGAUGUGACAGCUGGUCUGGGUGGCUAUCUGCAAACUCUUGGAAUGAAUGCAGUGCUAUUGGUUGAGAACAUAGUGUGGCACUUAACUCUUUCACGGUUUGAGACUGAUCGUCUUCUUUUACAUACGUGAGACCUUUGCAAUUUGAUGAGCAGCAAAUGGAUUUCUCAUGGAAGUGUGUGUUGAUUCAGUAGAGUCAGCUGUAAAUGCAGAAAGAGGAGGUGCUGGUCGGAUUGAAUUAUGUUCUGGCUUACUGGAAGGAGGAACCACACCUAGCAUGGGUGUCCUUCAAGUAGUGAAGCAGUGUGUCCAGAUUCCAGUUUUUGUGAUGAUUCGGCCGCGUGGAGGUGACUUUCUAUAUUCAGAUCGUGAAGUUGAGGUGAUGAAGGCUGACAUUCGUCUUGCCAAGCUUUAUGGUGCUGAUGGUUUGGUAUUUGGAGCAUUGACUGAAGAUGGACACAUUGACAAAGAGUUGUGCAUGUCCCUUGUGGCUAUAUGCCGUCCUCUGCCAGUCACUUUCCACCGAGCCUUUGACAUGGUUCAUGAUCCAGUGGCAGCUCUAGAGACCCUCUUAACCCUGGGAUUUGAACGAGUAUUGACCAGUGGAUGUGACAGUUCGGCACUAGAAGGGCUACCCCUAAUAAAGAGACUCAUAGAUCAGGCAAAAGGCAGGAUUGUGGUAAUGCCAGGGGGUGGCAUAACAGACAGAAAUCUACAAAGGAUCCUUGAGGGUUCAGGUGCUACAGAAUUUCACUGUUCUGCUCGGUCUGCUAGAGAUUCAGGAAUGAAGUUUCGAAAUUCCUCUGUUGCCAUGGGAGCCUCUCUUUCUAGCUCAGAAUAUUCUCUAAAGGUAACAGAUGUGGCACAAGUAAGGACUUUGAAUGCUAUUGCAAAGAAUAUUCUGGUUUAGCCAGACCUCUCUGAGAGACAUGGAUAUCACAAGAUAAAGGUAGAAGAGUGGUUUUUAAUUCUCUGACACAGCUUUGACCUUCUUCUCUGGCCAGGACAGUCACAGUCUUUAAAUCUCACAUGGCUAUAGAGACUGUUUCCAAGAAGACAAAGAAUUCAAACAGAGCUACAAUCAAUUCCUUUGCUUAAUCUUGCCAGCCAUCUCCAUUAUCAUGGUUAAAUGUGGUCUAUGCUUCUUCCACAGACAAAGGUUUAAUUAGUCUAUUUUGUGGAAUUAAUUGAUGAACUGGGAAAAUUGAACUGUAAGAUAGGAAUUCAGAGUGUGACUUCAGGGUCAAUUUAAUAGCAGUAUUUUGCUUUUUCAUUUGUAAAAUAAAAAUUUCCAUUCUGUAA
Neofelis nebulosa (Clouded leopard) is the source of this 2243-nucleotide messenger RNA. It is a transcript of the gene CUTC, whose product is annotated as cutC copper transporter. Bases 1111 to 1851 code for a protein of 246 amino acids. Gene Ontology annotation, molecular function: copper ion binding. The record is from RefSeq and is a predicted model, not a curated record. NCBI's taxonomy places the organism in Eukaryota, Metazoa, Chordata, Mammalia, Carnivora, Felidae. The transcript is spliced from 9 exons.